Oryzias melastigma (Indian medaka) is the source of this 8485-nucleotide messenger RNA. Its product is annotated as potassium/sodium hyperpolarization-activated cyclic nucleotide-gated channel 2. The transcript is spliced from 8 exons. Gene Ontology annotation, cellular component: membrane. Gene Ontology annotation, biological process: potassium ion transport; transmembrane transport. The record is from RefSeq and is a predicted model, not a curated record. Gene Ontology annotation, molecular function: voltage-gated potassium channel activity. The coding region runs from base 35 to 3442 and encodes 1135 amino acids. NCBI's taxonomy places the organism in Eukaryota, Metazoa, Chordata, Actinopteri, Beloniformes, Adrianichthyidae.
CAGGAAUGAGGUCUCGCCGGCGUCUGCUGCCACCAUGAAAAAGAAGGGGGUGGGCGGCAGUGGACGGAGCCGCAUCAACGCACCAGAGGCUGUCGCAUCCAAAUGCGCGCGGAGCGACAGCGGCGGCCACAACGGUCUGGACUCUGCUUCUCCCGGCGCUCCCAGCGGUAAGCAGCCCGUCGUGAUGGAUGACGCGGAGGACGGAGAAGAGGAGUCCAAGUUCCAGUAUCCGCGGCUGCGCCGAGCCGGGGGGAGCGGCAGCAGCGGAGGUGGAGGCGGCAGUAUCAGGAUGAAGAACUUUGCACCAGGAGGGGGAGCCGCGUCCUCGGCUUCCAGGAGAAACUCCAACAAGGAGCCCUGCCUUACGCACACAGAGGACGUUCCUGCUGCCUCACGGCCCACUGCUGCCUCCAGAGCUAACGAGACACCCUGUCCAGGGGAUGCUGCCCACCGGGGCGAGACCAGGAGAUCAUCUGGGGCGGAGGCGUCGGAAUCUGCGGGCGCAGACGCGUUGAACACGACAACGAGUGAUGGUUGCAACGGCGUCGCACCGGUAUCUAGCAUGAAAUGCAACAAAAACGGAGAAUGCAGGAGGGACUCAGGAACCGGGAGCCUGCGCUCAAUCAUCUCCAAGCAGGAGAAGCAGACGGCGGGGUCGGGGAGAACGGAGGACGGAGGGGGUGCCAAAAGAGGAGCCUGUAACUCAGCCACCGCAAGCAUGGACGGCUCCAUCACACCAGGCGGGUCUCUGACCGGGGGGCAAGGAGGAGAGAGCGCGAACCCCGGAUCCAGCGGUGUCCCCGAGAAAAAGGACUCGAAGGUGUCCUUCUCCAACGCGCCGAGCCGGAAAGCCUCAUCCUCGCUGCAUGGCCCGACCCAGACUCAAACCCAGCAGCCAAGGAACUCUGUCACUUUUCAGAAGCAAGAGGAUGGACCGCCAAUUGUGCCCGCGGAGGAUGCUGAGCCCCGGGGCAGCCAAGCCAGCUUCAUGCAGCGGCAGUUCAGUAGUAUGCUGCAGCCUGGAGUUAAUAAAUUCUCCUUACGCAUGUAUGGUAGCCAAAAAGCGGUGGAGAGGGAGCAGGAAAGGGUCAAAUCGGCGGGAAACUGGAUUAUCCACCCUUACAGCGAUUUCAGGUUCUACUGGGAUUUUACAAUGCUGCUGUUCAUGGUGGGCAACCUGAUCAUCAUCCCUGUGGGCAUCACUUUCUUCAAGGACGAGACUACAACACCCUGGAUCAUCUUCAACGUGGUCUCUGACACCUUCUUCCUCAUGGACCUGGUGCUAAACUUUCGCACUGGAAUCAUCAUAGAGGACAACUCAGACAUUAUUUUGGACCCCAAAACCAUUAAAAAGAAGUACUUAAAAACCUGGUUCAUUGUAGACUUUAUAUCCUCCAUCCCAGUGGAUUACAUAUUCCUCAUUGUGGAGAAAGGGAUAGACUCUGAGGUGUACAAGACUGCUCGUGCCCUGAGGAUCGUUCGCUUUACCAAGAUCCUUAGUCUUCUGCGGCUGUUGAGGCUCUCUAGAUUGAUACGCUACAUUCAUCAAUGGGAAGAGAUUUUUCAUAUGACCUAUGACCUGGCCAGUGCGGUGAUGCGGAUCUUUAACCUGAUUGGUAUGAUGCUGCUGCUGUGUCACUGGGACGGCUGCCUACAGUUCCUCGUUCCCAUGCUGCAGGAAUUCCCCUCAGACUGCUGGGUGUCUCUCAACAAGAUGGAGAACGAUACCUGGUCUGAACUGUACUCCUUUGCCGUUUUCAAGGCAAUGAGCCACAUGCUGUGCAUUGGUUACGGCCGACAGGCACCCGAGAGUCUGUCAGAUAUCUGGCUGACUAUGCUGAGUAUGAUUGUAGGAGCUACCUGCUAUGCUGUUUUCAUUGGCCACGCAACAGCUCUGAUUCAGUCCCUGGACUCCUCCAGGCGGCAAUAUCAAGAAAAGUACAAACAAGUGGAGCAGUACAUGUCCUUCCACAAGCUGCCGGCUGACUUCCGACAGAAAAUCCAUGACUAUUAUGAGCACAGAUACCAAGGUAAAAUGUUCGAUGAGGAGAGCAUCCUGGGAGAACUCAGCGAGCCUCUACGAGAGGAAAUCGUCAACUUCAACUGUCGCAAAUUGGUAGCAUCCAUGCCGCUAUUUGCCAACGCAGAGCCAAACUUUGUGACCGCCAUGCUGACUAAGCUGCGGUUUGAAGUGUUCCAGCCGCACGACUACAUCAUCAGAGAGGGAACCAUCGGCAAAAAAAUGUACUUCAUCCAACAUGGCGUGUGCAGUGUCAUCACCAAAGGAACCCUUGCCAUGAAACUGUCCGACGGCUCUUAUUUUGGAGAGAUCUGUUUGUUGACGAGGGGCAGGAGAACAGCCAGCGUGCGAGCAGAGACCUACUGUCGACUCUACUCCCUGUCUGUCGACCACUUCAACGAGGUGCUGGAAGAGUAUCCCAUGAUGAGACGAGCCUUCGAGACUGUUGCCAUCGACCGCCUGGACCGCAUAGGUAAAAAGAACUCCAUUCUGAUGCACAAAGUGCAGCAUGACCUCAACUCUGGCGUGUUCAACAACCGAGAGAACGAGAUGAUCCAAGAGAUUGUCAAGUACGACCGUGAGAUGGUGAAGCUGGUGGAUUUACAGCGGCCGCGGGCCAUGUCUAUGACCCCCUCCAUCGGCGGCAUCUUUGCGCCUCCGGGUCAACCGCAGACGGGUUCAGCUAUUGCCACCCUCCAACAAGCAGUUGCCAUGAGUUUCUGUCCUCAGAUGGCGAGUCCUUUGGUUGGACCUGGGACGCUGCAGUCUCCCCGAAUGGUGCGAAGGUUCCAAGUGAUGCAGAACUUGUCCAGUCCUGUUUCUAUGAGUCCUGUUCAAUCGCAACACCCCCAGACGUUCGGAGGGGCAUUUGGAUCUGCAAUUUCCAGCCCUCCUGUCCAAAGCCCUCUCGCAGCAACAGGACGGACUUUCCAGUACAUGGCGAGCGUAGGGCCCUCGGGGUCCCAGUUGUCCCUGGUGCAGCACCAUGCACCCAGCCCCACCCAGAACCAGCAGAGGCCUGCCUCACACAAGAGCACUCACUCCCUUCACACUGGCAGCCUGAGCCAAGAUACCAGAGCCCUGUCUGCGUCGCAGCCUUCACUCCCCCAAGAAGGUACACCACAAGCUGCCUCCGCAGCGCCCAGCCCUCCGCCCUCCACCCGUACCUCCAACUCCUCCAUUGGCCCUACGCAGCCCCCUCACCAUAGCUUACCGGGACCUUCGGGGGUGGGGAGAUCAGCAGGAGCUCAGCAGAGGGUGGCCUUUGCCUCCACACCUCCUCCUGGUGGACCUGCUGGAGUGGGGGCUGUAGCAGCUGCUGCUGGUUCAGGACCUCCAGAUUCUGGAGUUCCUAAGAAAGACUCGAUUGUCAGCCUUCCAGAGCUAGACUCUGCCAGAUCCCGGCUGUCUUCCAACUUGUGACCCUGGUAGAGUUUAGGAAUGAGGCCUUUUUUGUAGGAGAAUCUGUUCGGUUAAGGUCAGUACAGCUGAUCGCUCAACUUGCAAAAUGACCAAUCAGCUACUGCCAGCGCCAGCAGUCGUUCGACCUGGAUGCACUGUGUGCUGGUGUCAGCCGAAAGAUAAGAGCUACUCAACGUCUUGAGACAGUUUGGUCAGGAGGAGUCUAUACAAUUAAACUAUAUAACUUAAGGUUGAACUGGUCUAGUUUACUGUGCCAGUACCUUUAGUCUUAGUAUCACCACUUUCACUCUGCUUCCAAACACCUACUGUAUAUUGCUGUCUUUACUGUAAAGAUAUGAGGAAAAGUAUGAUUAAUGUACCUUUUGCAUACUGUGUAGAAUUCAUGCAAUGCAAUCUAGCAGGAGCUGGACUUAAAUAUGAAAAUCAGGGACUUGAGGUCAAACGACAAUGACAUUUUAAGUGUUCAAAUGUGUUUUGAGUGUAUUUUUUCUGUAAAAGCCGUCGUAGCAAAAGAAUCCACAUUUUCAUAUUGUUUCCAACAGUAGUGGAAUUAGUGUUUUAGACCGCUGGUCGAUCUUACAUCUGUGUGUAAAUAGUUGCUGAAAAAAAGAAGUAUGGAUGCAUAUUAUAUUCAUUGUAUCUACCCAAACCAAAGUUGAGCUUGAACACCAAGUCUGGUUGUGUCUGUAUCAACUAAAAAAGAAAAAUAGAAGAAAAUGCCAUUUAUUUAACUGCCUUGAUUCAACGUUAGAAGCCAUAUAUUUGGUUUGUGCGUAUGUAUAUCUGUGGGUGUGGGAUUGCGUGCGCGAGUUUGUUGGUGCGUUUCGGUUUCCAUUUUGAGAGACGGGCCUAGCGCCCUCGACUUGCUGACAGCGGCACUGCCCGUUUUCAUGAAUCAUUUGCAAAAGUGGUCAGCUGUUUUCUCAGCAUACUGAUUGUAACUCUGAAGGCAAAGAUGGAUAUAUAAUCCGAGCUUUACUGAAAGGAAACAUUCGUGAACAAUUCAUACUGUAUACUUGCUUGUUUCUGUCUAGGUUCAUCGAUUAACACAUGCAAUAUAAUUCUGCAAUACUCUACCCCGCCUAUAUAUAAAUAUAUACGAGUAUAAAUAUCUAUACAUAUGCUGUACAGGAAAGUGAACUUCUCUUUUUAAGUUUUCUUUUUAAUGUGAAAUCUUAAAGAAUCCAGCAGCUAUUUGUGGCUUCACUUGAGGUAUUGUAAUAUUGUGACCAUGUUGUUACCUUAACCAAAAAUGUUUGAGGGAAUGAAAGGAUGUGCUGCAAUGUAAUUUUUGUUUUAAAAAAAAGAAAAAAGUUAUCGAACUGAGCGCUUCAAACUGGUUCAGACUCCCAAGAGGAAUCCGUGUUGGAGUCCAGCAAGCCAGAUCCUCGAAAAUGUCACUUUAAAGCCCAUUUUAAGGGAUUUGAUUUUAAAAUUAAAUGGUUGGGGUGAGCAAUAUGGCGCACAAACGCCUCACUUGUAAAAAAAAAAGAAAAAAAAAGAAAAAAAUUCUGUGUGCCCGUAUCUGCUGGAACUCCAGUGAAUGUCUUGAUUUUUAGAUCCACAGCAAUCCUAUGGUUAAAAUUGUGGGACUCUGUUGAAAACUGGGAUAGUUUUACUCGAAACAUUCUAACGCCGUUGAACCUAAAAUCCUUCUAUUGCUGAAUGUAUGCCAUACAAGAAGGAAGACAGCUAAUCAAUUAUAAACUGCCAUGUACAUAAAGGGACCGCGAUUUAAAGAGGCUUUUAUGAUGCAAGAGGAUUGUGGCGUUGCUUUCUGAGUUGCCGAGUGUCUGUGUGAAUUUUAUUUAUUUAUUUUUUUAGGUCUGUUGAUGCUUAUCUGGGUUGCUGUAUUUAAUCUUUAUUAUUUAUUUGACAUUUAUGCUAAAACCCAGAUCUAACAUGAGAAGAUACGUUUUGUAAAAAAAUAAUAAAAUAAAACCAAACAUAUUAUUUAUUAAAAAAAAAAAAAAGACGAAGAGUGGGCAUGAAUGAGAGCGAGUUGAGACCAUUUUGAACUCUUCUGUCCAAAGCAAGCACUGAGGACAUCCUGUCAAGCACCUUGCGUUGCACUAAGACCUGGUUAUCUAAGAUACGAGUCGAUGCUCUGUUGCUUCUCCUUGGACUAAUGUGUGGUUAAACUGCAAGAACGAGAAGGGAAUCCAAUUGGGAUAGAUAACAGGCAGCUGAGUCAUUGUGUUCAACUCUGUCAGCUUAGAACAUUGAUCCAGAGCCGGACUGUAAAAUCAAUGUGAUGCACGUUUACUCAGGUUUGUUACCUUUCCAGAGAGAUGUAUUGACUGCUGCAACAUGGUUUUCCAUUCAUUUAGUUAAACUCAUCUAUGCUCCCAUUUGGAACUUGUUAGCUUGACCACUCUUGAAGAUUCCCCUUGAGUCAGAUUGGAGCAGAGGACCUUGUUGGAUUGUUAUUAGUGUGUCCUAAAAGUUGUUUAAAUCUUUAAACAAGGUGGAGGUGAUUGUUUUUAUCCAAGGGCUUCAUUAUACGGCUUAAUCUCGUUGUAACUGCAUUUCCCCUUCCUGUGUGAUCAUGCUCUAUACAAACCGUGUCCUGUGUCAUGCCUGGGUCACAGUAUAGUGACCCUGUUUUGCCAGCAACAUAGAAACCUUGUAUUGCUUUUUUUUUUUUCCUGUGGGAAAGGUACAUGCCAAAAUUCCAAUAUGAUUGUGAACAAACUCCAUUCGAGCCAACGGCUGUAGUGUGCUCCUGUACAGUUUUAGCGCAAUCACUUGGUUCUCUUUCCUAUUCCUUUGUGCUAAUACCAGAGUUUGCCCUAUUAAGCUGCUAACAAGACUGUGCUGAAAUCAUGUGAAUGGGUUCACAGUCAGAGUGAAGCAAGAUGGGAGAGUUGAUAGGUGAUAUUCCAUGUCAGGGAUGAUUCUCUGUGACUGCGUCCAUCCGGUAAGAUGUGUAGUGUGCAAUUCACUCCUGCUCAGAAAUAUUAAUAAAAAAACGGCAUCUGAGACACUUUGGUGACUCUGUUUGAACUCUCAUCCAAGAGGCAGGUUAUAGUUCUGAUAGGAAGAAAAACACGCAUCUGUCAGUUCGUCUGCUUCAAGCCCCCGCUGGCAGGUCAUGGGAUGUGCUGCUGCAUUGGCCAAACGAUGAGGGACUCAGGGUGUGAUUGUCUGUCGUUCCCCCCUUCUGGACCUCUCUUCGAGGGGAAAUUGAAAUCCCUCAUUUAUGUUUGACACAGACUGACAAUUAUUGAGAAUAUCAAAGAUUCAGACCUCUCAUUUAUGCUGUACCAGACAUUAAGGGUACUGAAUGCCUUGGUGUUGAUGUGUUAGCAAAUCAGGGUAUUAUUUUUGUUUGUUUCUCUGUCUCGUCCCUUUUGUUUUGCUGUUUUACAGUUUGUUUGUGCUCUGUGCACAUGGACUGUAUAUACCUUGUGCCUAGUACAUUUAGUUUCCACAUAGUCUAUUUUUGUGGUAUGGAUGUGCCUGUAAAAAUGCAGAUACGUGUCAUUAUUUUCAACUUGCAAUAUAUGUAAAAAAGAAAAAAAACAUUAGAUGAAGACUAGUCUUGCUGAAUUACAAUGACAAUGUCAGUAUAUAUAAUUUUUCCUGAUACGGGAAACACAAAAUUGCACAUUUUUGUUGGUUUGAGCCUUCCAACACCAUGCGCGCUGUACUCUGUACUUUCAUGUUCAGUACAUAAGAUAUACACAGUGAUCUGGAGCACAUUGUUUUUACCACAACCUGCUGUACAAGGAACUUUUUUUUUUUUUUUUUUUACAGUGAUAGGGUGAGUUCUGACUGGUUCUGGGUGGAUACCAACAGUCUAGAAGUUAGCUGAAAAAUGACCUGCUUGUCGCAAGGAGCCAAAAAUAUCACCAACUGUGGAGAUGCUUGCACAAUAUCCCUGAAAAUAAAUACAAAAAAAAUCUGUGCUUAUGCUGGAAAUUUGUUGUCAAACUUGAAGAGUUCCUCACGCUGAUGCUGGUUGCACACUGAUCUGGUGUUCUUCAUUAGGAAAGAAAAGCUCUCUCCAAGGGUGAAUCUGACUAAUGAGCCUCAGCAGUCAUGGGAGCAUGACUCCCAAUUGCGUCACCUGACAGGUAAAGCAGAGUGCAUGCUUGUAAUUUUCUUAUCUAAGCAGAGUUCUGUGUGUAAUUCUUUGUGGGACCUUCAAAUCUAGACAUUGUUGUGUACCGAUUACUGUACGAUGAUUUAAUUUAGUCUAACAGUUAAACUUUUGUGUCGUAGCUACUGUAGCCUGCUUAACUUACCUAAGCCUUCUCUCUGCUUCAGGACUCUGUGUGCUUGAGUUUGUGUGUGCGUGUGUGUGUUCCUGUGCCUUUCCUUCUAUAAUGUUGGUCCCACUUGAGAACAUGAUGCCAUUUAGGGGACUGAGGCCCACAUGAAACCGGGAGGUGCCAGCACAAGCAGAAGAGCGUUAAAUGGCCAUGACUACGUUUGUUCCAUAAACAAACAAAAAAAUAAUAUUAACAACAACAAAAAGGCUUUCUAGAAGUGACAUUAGCACAUCCUUAGACUUAGUAGCAUUCCACAACCUGCACGAUCUGCUCUGCGCGAGCAUCCAAACACACUUUACCAGCACCGUGUGGACCACAGCACAGAUAUCUGACACUGCAUGUGUUCUCUUUCUCUGGAGGCCAGUUUGCAACCAUCUCAGGCUGUGCUUCAGGCUUCUGAAAAUAGCUUCAAGUGUUACGGAACUACAGCUCUGUUUAGGUUCAUGUCUCCAAUCCAGGGACAACUCAGCUCCCGGCCCAAGCCACAGUACGACCAAAUCUGUCUCAAGAGGACACUUGGUGACAUUUGUUUGUGUCCAGUCCUUGCAGGUUGUGAUGCACAGCUCUUGGCCAGGGUGUGGGGCUGAUUUAAACCCUGUGUUCUAGAGGCUGUCUUGUCCACCCCCUCUGCUGGACAAGAACCCAAAGCCACACCCUGGUCUAUCUCAAUAAGCUGGUCUGUCAGUCAGUGGCAAUGUUGUUUAAGCAUUCGUAAACAGAUGAUACAUUGUUGUGCAAUAAAAAGAUGAGCGCAUUGGCAUACUGA